AUGGCACAGCAAUAUCAACUACCAUUCAAGCUCAAUGACCCAAGUCUGUUGCAAUUCGACUCGUUUGUCGGCAACAAGUGGGUGACUGCGAAAAGUGGAAAGCGAUUUGAAGUACUCGACCCCGGCACCGAUCAGGCAUGGGCAAGCUGCCCCAACAACAGCGCCGAAGAUGUCGACGCAGCGGUCCAGAAUUCCCACGCUGCCUUUGAGGAGUUUCGCAAAGUGAGCCCGCGCCAGCGCGCCAAGUGGCUACUCAAGUGGUAUGACUUGACCACCCAGGCACGGGACGAUCUGGCUCAAAUUGUCACCCAUGAGACCGGAAAGCCGCUGGCAGAAGCAUAUGGCGAGCUCGAUUACUCCCUCGGGUUCCUGUGGUGGUUUGCAGGCGAGGCGGAGCGUAUUCAGGGUACCGUGUCGGUCCCCGCGGCACCUAACCGCCGUCUGUUUACGAUUAAACAGCCGAUCGGUGUGGCCGCUGCGCUGGUGCCGUGGAACUUCCCCGUGGCUAUGGUGCUACGAAAGGUCGGUGCUGCGAUGGCAGCUGGAUGUACAAUGGUAGUGAAACCUAGUCCUGAGACCCCGAUUUCUGCGUUGGUGCUCGCGGAGCUGGCACAGCGCGCUGGUAUCCCGGCUGGUGUCUUCAACGUGUUGACUACGGAUCUGGAGAAUACCCCGCCGCUGAGCGAGGCUCUAUGCAAGCACCCGCUCGUCAAGAAGGUGACCUUCACUGGCUCGACUCGAGUGGGCAAGCUGGUCGCUGGACAUUGUGCCCAGGGCUUGAAGAAGGUCACUCUCGAGCUGGGUGGUAACUGCCCCUUCAUCGUUUUCGAUGAUGCCAAUCUUGACCAGGCCCUUGACCAGCUUAUGGCUCUUAAGUGGCGCCAUGCUGGUCAGGCUUGCAUUACGGCUAACCGCAUCUACGUGCAAGCUGGUAUCUACGAUCGCUUUGCCUCGUUGCUGAAGGAGCGUACGAGUGCUCUGAAGGUGGGCCACGGUGCUGCGGCUGAUACUACUAUGGGACCAUUGACUACGCCCCGUAGCAUCGACAAGGCCAUCAGCCAGGUUGAGGAUGCUCGCAAGCAUGGCGCGCAGGUCAUUCUGGGCGGUAAGCCGGUGACCUCGCAGAAGGGCUACUUCUUCGAGCCAACCAUCUUGUCCGGCAUGACGCAGGAUAUGCAAAUCUCACACGAGGAGUCAUUCGCACCCAUCGCCGCACUGUACCGCUUUGAGAGCGAGGAGGAGGCGGUCAAGUUGGCUAACGCGACUAGCAUGGGCCUGGCUAGCUAUGCAUUCACCAAGAACAUUGAUCGUAUGUGGCGUUUGCUAGAGAACUUGGAGGCUGGUAUGAUUGGAAUGAACACAGGAAACCAAUCUGCCGCCGAGUCACCCUUCGGUGGUAUCAAGGAGUCAGGUUAUGGUAAGGAGAGUGGAAAGGAUGUCGCCGUGAACGAGUAUCUGGUGACUAAAACGGGAACCUUGACUAUUGAGGGCCAAUAUUGA
Messenger RNA from Penicillium daleae, 1500 nucleotides. RefSeq names its product NAD-dependent succinate-semialdehyde dehydrogenase. The record is from RefSeq and is a predicted model, not a curated record. NCBI's taxonomy places the organism in Eukaryota, Fungi, Ascomycota, Eurotiomycetes, Eurotiales, Aspergillaceae. Bases 1 to 1500 code for a protein of 499 amino acids. The transcript has 4 exons. Gene Ontology annotation, molecular function: succinate-semialdehyde dehydrogenase (NAD+) activity.